Molecule: messenger RNA, 5556 nt
Organism: Camelina sativa (false flax)
Lineage: Eukaryota; Viridiplantae; Streptophyta; Magnoliopsida; Brassicales; Brassicaceae
Source: RefSeq, a predicted model, not a curated record
CGUUAUUCCUCUACAACGCAGUCGUCUAGACUAGGACGAGAUGGCCCAAAGGAGAUUCUGCAAGGAGCAAGGCUCGACCUUCCAGCAGAAGCUUGGCAGCUUCUCUGUUGCCAUCUGGCUCUGCAACUGCAGCCGUCGGUUUUGGCGGCUAUGUCGGUAGCUCUAGAUUCGAAACUUGUGUAUCAAACGAAGACCGUAAUCCCCUUCUUGGAUUUGGAUAGUGAGGUUUCCCAACACUUGCAACGUCUUCCUAGGAAAGACCCUACAACAAAAGGGUUAUUCAAUCGACUACGAGACCUGCUUUUCUUGAUUGUGAUUUUGUUUGUUUCAACAGAUUAAAGCUCUUGCUUCCCUGUCAGAACUGAUUAAAGCAAAAGAAAGGCAAGGAACUCUUGCCAAUAAUCCCACAAUGGGAGAGAUUUAGCACCUCAUCUUAAGUCUAUAAUUAAUGGGGCCCUGGUGGUUUUCACAGUUUGACCUGGCAUCUUAAGUUUCUCAAGCAGCAAAGUCGUCUUUGCAGGCAGCAUUCCCUGCACAGGAAAAGAGAUUGCACGCCUUGAAUUUAUGUUCAGCUGAGAUUUUUUGCUUAUCUGGAGUAAAAUCUCAAACUUACACCCCAAAAUUUAUCUGAUAAAGUACUUGCUUCAGAUGAAUUAGAAGAAAUGUACCAGCAGCUUGGCUGCUUCUUUGUUGCCGUCUGCCUCUGCAGCUGCAGCCGUACGUUUUGGUGGCUAUGUCGGUAGCCCUAGCUUCGAAACUUCUAUGUCAAACAAAGAUUCUGCUCCCUUCUUGGAUUAGGAUAGUGAGGUUGCCCAACACUUGCAACGGCUUUCAAGGAAAGACCCUACAACAAAGAACCGAUUAAGCAAAAGAAAGGCAAGGAACUUUUGCCAAUAAUUCCACAAUGAUAUUUGAGUACAAGAAGUUGAUACUGGACAAUAGUAGAGAUGUUUGGCGAGCUACGUAUGAUGUCAUGACUAAUGUUGUCACUGGUGCCGGGUUUGAUUUUCUCAUGCAUGUUCUUUUUCUUGCCGCGAUGCAGUGUCUCAUUUAUUUCUAUUUUGGAUUCAUACACUUGGAUGUCAUCAUGUCAGUAUAAAACUUAAUGCUAAAUUCAUGAAUUUAUGUGGAAUGGUAUCUCAAUGGGAACCCAGACGAGGCCACCAUGCAGGCAUGCACACAACUUCGCUUUUUCUCUCUCUCAUCAGUUUUGUAUAAAAAAAAAAAUCUAAAGAUAGUAAAGAAGACAGACCAAAUCGCAGCCGUCUAUUUCAUUUCCCAUAUAAAGAAGUUGGUAGAGGAAAUGACAAUACUACCCUCUAUCCUUAAACCCUCCUAUUCUCUCACUUUUUAUGGAUUCUGCGCAAAUUCAUGCAAAAAGGAGAAAAAGUCGCACAGUCCCCAAGAUUCUGUGUGAGUGUGUGUGGUUGUGGUAUUGAAUUCUUCGCUACUUUUCGCCGUCCUUUUCUAUUUAUCAUAUUUUGUUCUCUCUUUAAUUUCCCCAUCCGUUCACAAUAUACCAAUCUUAUCACCCUAUAAUAUUGUAUGGAAUCAACUCACUGAAGGAGAUCAUAUGUGGCUCAAGAAGUGAUCCUUAAAGGGGAAAUAAUAUGAAGAGAAAGCAUUACUUUGACUUCAACCAUCCAUUUAAUCAAUGUCCUUUCGAGGUGUUCUGCUCGGGGACAUGGAAGGCCGUGGAGUACUUAAGGAUCGAGAAUGGAGCGAUGACGAUGCCUCUCUUGGAGAACGGACAAGUGUUGGAUGAUAUAAGACCAUUUCAGAGGCUUCGUCUUAGAUCAAGAAAGGCCACUUUGGUCGAUUGUACAUCUUUUCUAAGACCUGGUCUGGAUGUUUGCGUUCUCUAUCAGAAAGAUGUCACUGUGGAUGAAGAGACUACAGAGCCGGUUUGGGUGGAUGCAAGGAUAUUAUCUAUAGAGAGGAAGCCUCAUGAAUCUGAAUGCUUGUGUAUAUUCCAUGUUAGUGUGUAUAUAGACCAAGGCUGCAUCGGUUCGGAGAAACAUAGAAUGAAUAGAGCUUCGGUACUGAUGGGGCUUAACCAAAUCUCUAUACUCCAGAAGCUUUGCAAGGAACAAAGCUUGGACCGCUACUACAGAUGGAGAAACUCUGAGGACUGUACUUCGCUGGUGAAGACAAGACUAAAUCUGGGAAAGUUCUUGCCUGAUGUUUCUUGGUUGCUUGUUACAUCAGUUUUGAAAAACAUUGUGUUUCAGAUCAGAACCUUUCACGAGAAGAUGGUUUAUCAGAUUGUGGCGGAUGAAUGCUCUAGUAGCUCUUUGAGUGCAAUGAACAUCACGGUGGAAGACGGUGUUUUCAUGUCCAAAGUUGUUUUGUUCAAUCCAGCUGAGGAUACUCAUCAAGAUACUGAUGUAAAGCAGGAGAUCGAAGAGGAGGUAAUGGAGCUGCGUCGAUCCAAGAGAAGAAGUGGGCGGCCUGAUAGAUUCGCUGACUCUGAGAGUCAGCCAGAUUCAAAGGAUGGAUGGGUAAGGAUGAUGCCAUAUAGGUACAGCACAUGGACUGAUUUAAGUGAUGAUGAUGAAGAUUAUGACGAAGAAGAAUGUGAUGAUGAUAGAGAUACCGAUGACGAUUUAUACUUACCGUUAUCGCAAUUACUUGGAAAAAAGGGAAGCACAAAGGGAUUAAGUAAGGAUAAGCGAAGAGAGAUUGUUUUGAUAGACAAAACAGAGAUGAAGAAGAGGAAAAAAACAGAGAGAAUUGGUAGAAAUCGCGAGCUUUCGGUUAUUCCCUUCACUCCCGUCUUUGAACCUAUACCGUUGGAACAGUUUGGUUUCAAUGCAAAUAGUUUGUGUGGUGGUUCCUCUGGAAGUCAUUUGAUGGAUGAGAUAGAUAAGUAUCGUAGUAAAGCAGCAAAAUAUGGGAAAAAUAAGAAGUUUGAAAUGGACGAGAUGGAAUCUGAUCUAUGUUGGAAUGGACCCCUCAGGAAUGUGGUUCAAAAAACAAAUGGACAGCAUUCCCGAAUACGGUCUGUUUCUGGGAACACCGGAGUUUCCGAGGAACCACAGAUUUAUAAGAAGAGAACAUUGAGCGCAGGUGCGUAUAACAAGCUGAUAGACUCGUACAUGAGUAGAAUUGAUUCUACAAUUGCAGCCAAGAACGAAGCGACCAAUGUUGUUGAGCAGUUGAUGGGGUUAAAGAACGCUGCAAGCUCUUCCAUGGAAGCCGAAAAAAGUUCGAGUGAGGAUGAUGAUGAGGAAGAGACGUCAGAGAACGAGAUGCUAUGGAGGGAAAUGGAACUAUGCUUGGCUUCUUCUUACAUUCUUGAUGACAAUGAGGUGAGAGUGGAUAACGAGGCGUUCCAUAAAGCACUCGGUGGUUGUGAACAUGAUUAUGAAUUGAAUGAAGAAAUCGGAAUGUGUUGCAGAUUGUGUGGUCAUGUAGGAACUGAGAUGAAACAUGUUUCUGCACCUUUUGCGCAUCACAAGAAAUGGACGACAGAGACUAAGCAAGUCAACGAAGAUGACAUAAAUACUACUAAAGUGAACCAAGAUGGAGCUGAGAGUCAUAAUUACACUAUACCAGUUGCUUCCUCAGAUAUGCCCUCCGCUGAAGAAAGUGACAAUGUUUGGUCUCUUAUACCUCAGCUUGAGAGAAAACUGCAUUUACACCAGAAAAAAGCUUUUGAGUUUCUCUGGAGGAACCUAGCCGGGUCAGUGGUUCCCGCGAUGAUGGAUCCGAGUUCAGAGAAGAUAGGUGGGUGCGUGAUUUCUCAUACUCCUGGAGCAGGCAAAACAUUUCUGAUCAUAGCUUUUCUUGCAAGCUACUUGAAGAUAUUUCCGGGUAAAAGGCCAUUGGUUCUUGCUCCGAAAACAACCUUGUACACAUGGUACAAGGAGUUCAUCAAAUGGGAGAUUCCGGUACCCGUUCACUUGCUCCAUGGUCGUAGAACCUACUGUGUGGCCAAAGAGAACACCAUUCAGAUCGAGGGAAUUCCAAAACCGAGCCAAGAUGUUAUGCAUGUUCUUGACUGUCUCGACAAAAUCCAGAAAUGGCAUGCACAGCCUAGUGUUCUUGUAAUGGGUUACACAUCGUUUCUAACAUUGAUGAGGGAAGAUUCAAAGUUUGCUCAUAGAAAAUACAUGGCUAAAGUACUGAGAGAGUCUCCUGGAUUACUGGUUCUAGACGAGGGACAUAACCCGAGGAGUACCAAGUCGAGAUUACGAAAGGCCUUGAUGAAAGUUGAUACUGAUCUGAGGAUUCUGCUUUCGGGCACAUUGUUUCAGAACAACUUCUGUGAGUACUUCAACACUUUGUGCUUGGCUAGACCCAAGUUUGUUCACGAGGUUCUAGUUGAGUUGGAUCAGAAGUUCCAGACAAACCAAACUGAGCAAAAGGCGCCUCACUUGCUUGAAAAUAGAGCUCGGAAAUUCUUCCUCGACAUUAUAGCCAAGAAGAUUGACACAAAAGUGGGCGAUGAGCGCUUGCAAGGUCUCAACAUGUUGAGGAAUAUGACCAGUGGUUUCAUCGAUAACUAUGAAGGGAACGGAAGCGGAAGCGGAAGUGGUGACGUUCUCCCAGGUUUGCAGAUUUACACAUUGUUGAUGAACUCCACAGAUAUACAGCACAGAACUCUUACCAAACUUCAGAACAUAAUGUCGACUUACCAUGGAUAUCCACUCGAGCUCGAGUUACUCAUAACGUUAGCAGCUAUCCAUCCUUGGUUGGUCAAAACCACUGCCUGUUGCACCAAAUUUCUCAAUCCUCAGGAGCUUUCCGAGAUUGAGAAGCUCAAGCACGAUGCAAAGAAAGGAUCAAAAGUCAUGUUCGUGCUUAACCUCGUGUUCCGGGUGGUCAAGAGGGAGAAAAUCCUCAUAUUUUGCCACAACAUUGCGCCGAUUCGCCUGUUUCUUGAGCUGUUUGAGAAUAUUUUCAGGUGGAAGAGAGGCCGAGAGCUCCUGACCUUGACAGGGGAUCUUGAGCUGUUUGAGAGAGGCAGAGUGAUAGACAAAUUCGAAGAACCAGGAGGCCAGUCCCGUGUUCUGCUCGCUUCGAUCACGGCCUGUGCAGAAGGCAUCAGUCUAACCGCUGCAUCACGGGUGAUCAUGCUUGAUUCAGAGUGGAAUCCUUCUAAGACAAAGCAAGCAAUCGCACGUGCAUUCAGACCGGGACAGCAGAAAGUGGUGUACGUUUACCAGCUCUUGUCCAGAGGAACACUUGAGGAAGACAAAUACAGGAGGACAACCUGGAAAGAGUGGGUCUCAAGUAUGAUUUUCAGCGAAGAAUUUGUGGCGGACCCAUCUCAGUGGCAAGCUGAGAAGAUUGAGGACGAUGUUCUUAGAGAAAUCGUGGAGGAAGACAAAGUCAAAUCAUUCCAUAUGAUCAUGAAGAAUGAAAAAGCUUCAACAGGUGGCUAAUUGCGUAACUUUUACCGUUCAAGUUUUCUGUUUCACCAUGCAUUUAAUGAUGCUUCUUUAACAGCUUGUUGUAUUGUAAUAAAUAAACUUAUCUUGUAUCAAAAGUUUGUGUAACCCAUUCAUACUCUUGUUUGAUAAAGCAACCUCCAAAUAAGAUAAUUAAACA